GCUCCGCUCCAGCUCAUCUGGUUACCUGCCCCGCGAUCCCGCCGGGGCCACAGCAGUCCUCGUGGAGAAGCAGGAUCGGCUCAGCGCGCAGCACCCCGCUCCAUCCCGCCCAACCCGUCUCCACGGCAACGCGCCGAGUCGCUCCACGGUGGCCGCCGAGGGACAAUCCCUCCGCGUCCGCAGCUUCCGCGGCUUGGCGCGCACGCCCUGCCCCCAAGUCCCGCCCCCUCGCCCGUCUCCCGGGCAACGCGCCGCUCUCAGGUCAAGGCGUCCGCCCCGGGACUCACUCCGCGUCCGCGCGCGCGGGUUGAGCAUGGCUGGCAACGCGGCUCCCGUUUGCCAGCCGUCCUCGUGCGUGGAAGGCCGGAUAGCACAGCCGAGUAGGCCCUCGGUCACAUGGGACCUGCGCCCGUCCACGGAUUUGGGGUGCGCCGCCCCGGCGAGCGGCAGUUCGUACGCCACCCAGAGCUCGAACUUCUUCCCGCGCGAUAGGCUCGGAAGCCAAGACGUCGUCGCAGACCGUCCGCAGAUCUGCUUCUUGCGGCCCAGGGCCGCGCCGUCGCCGGUGCUCUUCAGCUUAAUGAAUUCCACUGAAGCAGGAGUGAACAAAUAUUUACGCAAGAGCCGAUUAUCUCGGGUGAUUAUUCAUGACAACCGCAGUGCACAACGACUCUAUGAGAUGGAGAUAAGAGCUUCAGACAAGACCAAGAAAAAGAUGAACCACUUGUACGAUCACCUGAAAAAAAAGUUCAUGAUGGACCAGCUCAGAAAGCUGGGGCGCUGGAAACGGGAAUCCAUGAACAUCCAGCAGUACUUGGAUGAGAACCGCAUGUACCAGACCCUGCGGAAACCCCAGUCUCGCAAGAAAAAGCAGCCACCCUAGUCCUGCAGGAUGAUCUGCCCCAGGGCCACAGUGAUGCCAGUCUGAGCAGGGGGAGAAGCAGAAACUAGCCAGCCUACACCAUCGGAGAACAAUAAACCGCGACCAGCGGACAGCGGAGCACAAAAAAACCCCUCAGCAAUCCUAAUGUUCCCUGCCCCACCCGCCCCCUCUGUUCUGGUGAAAAAGAUCCUGGUAGUCUCCUAGGUGCUCGGGUAGAAAAGACUGAACCAAGCCAGCUUCUAUGGUUAAGGCAAACAUUGACCUUUUCGUGUCCAUAGGUCUGAGGUGACGUGCCAGGCCAGGUGUGCUAGGACCGUGGUACCUUAGAUGGGAAGGGCCCAGGAAUGCCGCUGCCUAGCAUUCCAGUGGUAAAGAGGUCAGGGUGGGGCAUCAGACAGACCUGGCUUAAGUGCUAUUUCUGCCACCCAUCAGCUGUGUGACCUUGUAACCUCUCUGAGCCUCUGUUUCCUUAGCUGAAAGAAUGAGGUGACAGUAAGGGAACCUGCCUCCAAGAUCUGGCAUGAGGAUGUAAAGUGCUCGGUCCAGGGCCCAUCAUUCCCAAUGGCUUUCAUCACCAUGGCUCCAGUUGCCUUCUAGCCUUGCUGGUCCCAACUCCCUGUCCUGCCUGUUGUCCCGACUAGACCCCGAGAGCGCCCAGAUUGGGCCUUUACACAUGAAGACCCCUGUCUCGAAUGCCUCUUCAGCUCCCCAGGGCUCUCACCGACUCUUUUCAUCCUUCAAGCCUUAUCUCAAUGCCAUUCCCUGCAGAGCAUUUCCCGACCUUCUGUCUCAGG
Messenger RNA from Lemur catta (Ring-tailed lemur), 1677 nucleotides. It is a transcript of the gene C21H5orf52, whose product is annotated as chromosome 21 C5orf52 homolog. The coding region runs from base 314 to 883 and encodes 189 amino acids. The record is from RefSeq and is a predicted model, not a curated record. Lineage: Eukaryota; Metazoa; Chordata; Mammalia; Primates; Lemuridae. The transcript is spliced from 3 exons.